AUGGAGUCCCGAAUCCCAGAAAACUCAAACAGCAAGAUUGGUCACAAUUUGCUUCCUUCUAUGCCAUCAUGUACCAACCGUUCCUGUUUCUUCUGCAUCUUGUCUGAAACUGUCCCUUCAGUAAGAAGAGCUAAAAUUGCCCAAUACUUCAAACAAAUGCCCCGCAAAGAAGACCAAGAACACAUCCUUGUUUUAAGUGGCCUCUGGAAAAUCGCCAUGACUAAACCAAACAACCCAGAAUUUCCUUUCCUUGGCAUCUUCACAUGCAUGGCCAAACUCAUUAGAAAAGGUGUCAGUGAUAGAAUAUGGCUUCUUAGGCACCAGAACAUAUAUAUACCAUAUUAUGCAGCACAUAUCAUUGGUUCUUAUACCAUGAACAAAACUAAGUUUGCAAAGAAAGCUGUAAAGUCCUUAGUGGUUGAGCCACUGGUGAAACUGCUUCAAGGUAAGAUAACUUGGAUUGAACAAAGAGUUGCACUUCGAGCACUGGGUCAUCUAGCCAGUCAUAAAGCAACUUUUGAAGCCGUUAAGGAAUAUGAAUCAGAAAUCAUAGAAGCAGCUAUGAACAUAACUUCCACGUGCCUAAACAAGGUAUAUGAAAACUUUGUUGGCGUGAAGGAGUCGCAAAGAUUGGAGUACCAUAGAAACCUGCUAACAAGAGGGUUUGGAGGCUUGGAAUUAGAAAACAGAAAAGCAGAAGAAUGGGCUAGCCAGCUUCAGUGUUGGUCACUCUAUCUCUUGCACUGCUUUGCAUGCAGAGAAAGAUCUCUAAGAUUAAUCUGCAAGAAGCAAUUCUUGAAGGAUUUGUGUGGAAUGUGGGGAGGACUAUCAAAUCCAUGUUCACCAGCAGGAAUAGGCCUUCUAAAAACACUUUGUCACACCCAAAUGGGAAGAGAAAGCAUAGCAGAUUUGCAAGAAGUCAUAGAGUGUUUCUGUAAUGUGUCAAGAUCCUCAGAUGAAAGACAACACAUGGCCAUUGAAAGUCUUUUGCAACUUCUGAGAGACCCAGUUACAAGAAACAAAGUUAUAGACACAGCAGCACCAGUUCUUGCUGAUUUGGUUGAACUCGGAGUCAUCAAAGGGAAAAAACAUGAAGUUGGAAAAGCAAUCAUGCAGGUUCUGUUACAGGAUUACCAAACAAUCAAGUUUUGCAAUUUGGGUUUGAAAUACAGCGAAAGAACAAGGAAAACACUAGAAGAAUUAUGGAGUUUGAAGGUAGAGAGAGUUAAGAGAGAAAAACUGAUGAGUGAACAAGAAAUCAGAGAAAGAAAAGCCUUGUUGGGUGUUCGGAAGCAUGAAGGAAAUAAGAUAUUUUUGUCUGGGGAGAUUGAAAAGGCUGUGAUGAAAUACUCUGAGGCUUUGGAUUCGUGUCCUUUAAAACUUAAGAAAGAGAGAAUAGUGCUUCACAGCAAUAGAGCUCAGUGUUAUUUGCUUCUUAGAGAUGCAGAAGGUGCCAUCAGUGAUGCCACUCGAGCUCUGUGUCUUUCCAGUGUGGCGCGUCCUCACAGUAAGAGUUUGUGGAGAAGAUCACAGGCUUAUGACAUGAAAGGGCUUGCUAAGGAGAGUUUAAUGGAUUGUUUAACUUUCAUUAGUACCCGCUUCAGUUCUUGGCAAACAAAGGGAUUCAAGAUCCCUUACUAUGCAGCACGAAUAGUUAACACGCAGAUGAACGCCACGUGGCUCUUUGCCUCAGCCAAGUCAAAAUUGUGUAGCAAACAUGAAGAAAUGAAAGAAUUCGUGAUGUGUCAAAAUGGAAUUGACGUUAUGAAUUUGAGGAAGAAAAUGAAAGGUGAGUUACACACUGUUUGA
Messenger RNA from Abrus precatorius (Indian licorice), 1809 nucleotides. RefSeq lists its product as uncharacterized. NCBI's taxonomy places the organism in Eukaryota, Viridiplantae, Streptophyta, Magnoliopsida, Fabales, Fabaceae. The record is from RefSeq and is a predicted model, not a curated record. The coding region runs from base 1 to 1809 and encodes 602 amino acids. Gene Ontology annotation, molecular function: protein binding. The transcript has a single exon.